AAAGAAGUAGAAAAUCAUCAUCAUAUUCAUCAUCAUCAUCAUCUUCAAUCACCAAACAUUUCCACUCAACAAAAGAAACAAUCAUCAUAAACAUGAACAUAAAACAUCAUCUCCAGCCAACCAGCACUCCUAAAAAGCAACCAUCAAACCUCUUCAUUUCAUUCCAUCCUUAAAAUCAAGAAAUCUCAUUCUUCCUGCCCACAAUCACAUAUCACAAUUAACCACCAUGAAUCACCUUAUGCCAGCAUUCAAUCUCUUCAUUAUCUUCUUGUUCCUUUGUCUACCCGUUUUUUGCUCAGCUGCCACGGCUAACCUUCCUCUCCAACUUGUUUCACUUCUUUCUCUUAAGACAUCUCUAACAGACCCAUUGAAUACCUUUCAAGAUUGGGAUCCCUCGCCUGCAUUAUCUAAACCAGGAUUUGAACCCGUUUGGUGUAACUGGUCUGGUAUAAAAUGCAACCCGAAAACAUUUGAGAUCAAUACAUUAGAUAUCUCCAACAGAAACCUCUCUGGAACCAUUCCAGAUAACAUCAAGUACUUAACACACAUACACCAUUUAAACAUCAGUGUCAAUUCUUUCUCAGGGACUCUACCACAGUCCAUUUUCGAGCUCACUUUUCUUCGCACUCUAGACAUCAAUCAUAACUAUUUCAAUUCAACAUUUCCACCCGGGAUUUCGAAACUCAAGUUUCUUACUUUCUUUAAUGCAUAUAGCAACAAUUUCACCGGGCCGUUGCCCAUAGAGUUUGUUGGCUUGCGUUUUUUGGAACAUCUUAAUCUCAGUGGAAGCUACUUUGAAGGUAAAAUUCCUAAAACUUACGGCGGUUUUAAUAAACUGAAGUACUUAUACUUGGCUGGUAAUAGCCUAAGUGGUGAAAUUCCAUCCGAGUUAGGGCAUAUCACAUCUCUAGAACAUUUACAAAUCGGAUACAAUGCUUUCUCUGGCACGGUACCAAUAGAAUUUGCUUUGUUGUCAAAUUUGUCUUUCCUUGACAUUUCGGGUGCAAAUCUUUCUGGUGAAUUUCCUGUCACAUUAACUAACUUGUCGAAGCUAGAGACGUUGCUGAUUUUCAAAAACAACUUGUAUGGUGAAAUACCAUCAAGUAUUGGCAAUUUGAAAGAUGUAAGGGUCCUCGAUUUGUCGAAUAAUAAAUUCUCAGGGAGCAUACCAGAAGAAAUAUCUUCAUUGAAGAAUCUAAUGGAGCUGAAUUUGAUGAACAACGAUUUAACAGGCGAGGUCCCAGAAGGUAUUGGUGAGCUUCCGCGGCUUGAGUUUCUGUCUCUAUGGAACAAUUCACUCACUGGAAUUCUGCCACAAAAACUAGGUUUGAAUUCUAGAUUACAAAAACUUGAUGUAUCUUCAAAUUCUUUAACUGGUCCAAUUCCACCAAAUCUGUGUUUGGGGAACACUCUAGUAAAACUCAUACUCUUUUCCAACAAACUUUCGGGUGCUAUUCCAUCAUCUUUAGCUAACUGCACCUCGCUAUUGAGGUUUCGUGUGCAAAAUAACAGACUAAACGGGUCAAUUCCUGUCGGGUUUGGGCGUUUACCUAAUAUUACUUUCAUGGAGAUGAGUGAUAACAAUUUCACGGGACCAAUUCCAUCAGACUUAGCAAAUGCGGUUAGAUUAGAGUAUCUAAACAUAUCUGGAAAUUCAUUUGGAAGCGGAUUACCAUCAAAUAUCUGGAGUGCACCAAGUUUACAAAUAUUUUCUGCUAGCUCAAGUAAACUCACAGGUAAAAUCCCAAAGUUUCAAGGCUGUGAUAACUUCUACAAGAUAGAAAUCGCGGGGAACCAAUUGAGUGAUAGCAUUCCUUGGGAUAUUGGUCAUUGUAUGAAGUUGAUUACAUUGAACGCAAGGCAUAAUUCAUUGACAGGCAUCAUUCCAUGGGAAAUCUCGACUCUGCCUUCGAUAACAGAAGUCGAUCUUUCACAUAAUUUCUUUACUGGUACAAUCCCUUCUACUUUUGGUAACUGUAGUACUUUAGAAAGUUUCAACGUUUCGUACAAUCAGCUCACGGGGGCUGUGCCUACGUUCGGGCCUGCAUUUUCAAGUUUACAUCCGUCUUCAUUCACCGGAAAUGAAGGACUUUGUGGUGGAGUACUCAAGAAGCCGUGUGGUUCUGAACCUGAAGCAGACAUAAAGCCACAGGAGCCAAAGAAGACUGCUGGGGUGCUUGUUUGGAUAUUAGCUGCCGCUUUUGGUGUAGGCCUUUUCAUCCUCCUAGCCGGAAGCAAGUGCUUCCGUGCAGCAUACCAGCGACGGUUCGUGGUAGAAGAAAGAGAGGUUGGGCCGUGGAAAAUAACUGCCUUCCAGCGCUUAAAUUUCACAGCAGAGGAUGUGGUAGAGUGCUUAUCAAUGACAGAUAAGAUCCUCGGGAUGGGAUCCACUGGAACUGUGUACAAAGCCGAGAUGCCAAGUGGUGAGAUCAUAGCCGUUAAAAAACUGUGGGGGAAACACAAGGAGACAAUCAGACGAAGGCGAGGGGUUUUGGCCGAGGUGGAAGUUUUAGGUAACGUGAGACACAGGAAUAUCGUGCGAUUGUUGGGAUGCUGCAGCAACAGAGAGUCCACGAUGCUAUUAUACGAGUAUAUGCCUAAUGGAAGCUUAGAUGAUCUGCUACAUGGAAAGAACAAAUGUGAUAAUUUAAUAGCCGAUUGGCUAACUCGUUACAAGAUAGCAUUGGGCGUGGCACAGGGGAUUUGCUACCUUCACCAUGAUUGUGAUCCAGUGAUCGUUCACCGUGAUCUAAAACCGAGCAAUAUCCUACUGGAUGGAGAGAUGGAAGCCCGAGUGGCUGAUUUUGGUGUCGCAAAGCUAAUCCAAUGCGACGAAUCAAUGUCCGUGAUUGCCGGAUCCUAUGGUUACAUUGCACCAGAAUAUGCAUACACUUUGCAAGUUGAUGAAAAAAGUGAUAUAUAUAGCUUUGGAGUGGUUCUAAUGGAAAUAAUUAGUGGUAAAACAUCGGUGGACUCUGAAUUCGGCGAUGGGAAUAGUAUUGUGGAUUGGGUGAGGUCAAAAAUGAAAAGCAAGGAAGGGAUCAAAGACGUAUUGGAUAAAAACGCAGGGGCUUCGUGUAGCUCAGUUAGAGAGGAAAUGAUGCUGCUACUAAGGGUGGCAUUACUAUGUACAAGUAGAAACCCAGCUGACAGACCUUCGAUGAGGGAUGUGGUAUCAAUGUUACAAGAGGCAAAACCAAAGAGGAAGUCGCCUGAUAAUGGUAGAGUGGUGGUUAAUACCGGUGCUAAACCUCCCCCACCACCACAAAAGGAGACUGCGGACUGUUGAUAAAUUCGUCAUUUUAUUUAUUUUUCUUAGUUAACUUUUAAUUUUGGGGAUCACUAUGGGUUUGUUCUUUUCUUUUUGCCUUUUUCUUUUUAGCUUAGUGGUGGGGAUUGGUAUAGAAGAAGUAAAUUUCUUUUUGUAAUCGAUGAAUGAAAAACGUCAAGUCGUGGGUCAACUAUUGUUAGGGUGAUUCUUGUAUUUUACGAAAUGGCUUGAUGUAUGUGUGCAUUGAAAAUGGUCUAAAAAUUAGUGAGGAUGAUGGACUUGUAGAAGUACAAACGUUUCCUUUUUUUAUCCACCCUGAAACUUAAACUGUUGUCUUGAAUGAUUAAUUUUAGUUUUAAUUCAGGAUAAAUGUUACA
Messenger RNA from Erigeron canadensis, 3648 nucleotides. RefSeq names its product leucine-rich repeat receptor-like protein kinase TDR. Gene Ontology annotation, biological process: protein phosphorylation. The transcript is spliced from 2 exons. Gene Ontology annotation, molecular function: ATP binding; receptor serine/threonine kinase binding; protein kinase activity. The record is from RefSeq and is a predicted model, not a curated record. Bases 227 to 3289 code for a protein of 1020 amino acids. Lineage: Eukaryota; Viridiplantae; Streptophyta; Magnoliopsida; Asterales; Asteraceae.